Molecule: messenger RNA, 4439 nt
Organism: Monodelphis domestica (gray short-tailed opossum)
Lineage: Eukaryota; Metazoa; Chordata; Mammalia; Didelphimorphia; Didelphidae
Source: RefSeq, a predicted model, not a curated record
CCCGGGGGAGGGAAUCUCUUGUCCCAAACUUCCGGCUUUGUGAACUCGGCUUUGUUCCGUUCUUUAGGAUCCUGGAGCGGUCGGUUCGGGGUUGGCAUAUCCUAAAGAGAAGCUCAUCAGGAAUCAUUAGGUGCCUAAAGGACAUUUGGGGUUUAAUAGUGGCAGCACAGAUCCUGUCUGAAGAAAGACCACCCUGUGAGCCUGUAUGAUGACUGCAGAAUCCAAAGAAACUGCCGACUUGUCCCCCCAGGCUCUACAAGAUCAGGAUGGACCUAUAAUAAUCAAGGUGGAAGAUGAUUCCACUUGGGAGCAGGAAUCUAGUCAGCAAAGUAACAGUCACCCAAGUCAAGAGAUCUGGCGGCAACGCUUCAGACAGCUGUCCUACCAGGAGACACCUGGGCCCCGGGAGGCUCUGAGCCGACUUCGGACACUCUGUUGUGAGUGGCUGAGGCCAGAGAUGCACACUAAAGAAGAGAUCUUGGAGCUGCUGGUGCUAGAGCAAUUCCUGAGUAUCCUGCCAGAGGAGCUCCAGAUCUGGUUGCAGGAAAGACAUCCAGAAAGUGGCGAGGAGGUAGUCAUAUUGCUGGAAGAUUUGGAGAGAGAACUGGAUGAACCAGGACAACAGGUCUCAGAUCAUUCACAAGAACAAGCAUUACUCUGGGAAGGGGUGACACCCCCAUUCCCAGCUCCAGUGACAUUGAGGAAGUCACCAAACAUUCAGGUUCAUGACAUGGAAACCCAACUGAAAUGUGAACCUGUGGAGCCCCACCCUCUUCAAAAGUUUGGGAUUAUAUUUAAGGAGUAUCUCUUAAGAAGCUCAAGAAGAAGCCUCGUAACCUAAAAAAACAAACGAACAAAAAAAUCCAGUGGGUUGUUGUUCCAGGUGUCAAAGAAUCAGAAACAACUUGUGAUGGUAAAAGUGGAUUAAGAUAAUCCACAGGAUCACCAGUCAAAUUUACCAUCAGUUGCUUGAGACAGCUCUGCUAACUGGGGAGAGAAACUCUUUGUUUGAGGAACCAUCAGUUAGUAAGUUCACUAGCCUGAUGAUGAAAGGAGCAGACAAAAUCCUAGCCAGAUCUUCCAUGAUUGUGAUUCUGGAAACCCCGAAGAGAAAGCAGUUUUAAAAGUACCAUGUAGCCACAGCAGGACGGUGAAGCCAUUGAGUGGAACCCCUAUCCCAUCUUCUAGCAUGCACUGAAGCACUCAGUCUCUCACCUGAUCAGUCUGAAUGCUUAAUGGGGGCUGUUUCUUCUAGGCCCCAGCCCCUCUUGAUGAUAGAUGCCAACACUUCCUGAACAUGAAAUGGAUGAUUCAGUGUGUUAGGGGGGCAAAAGUGGAUAAUGAUGCCAGAAAAUCUGUCAAAUGAGUAACUUUUAAAGGCCUUCUACAACCUAUGCCCUAUAGUCGAAAAAGCACGCCAUGCACAAAAAUGACUGUUUCAACUAAGCCUUUUCCCUCCACCUCUGGUGGUAGGGGUGAGGAAGGGUGGAUCCACUAGCAAGGUUGUCCUCUGCCAGGAGCCAGAAACUCGGCAAGCUCUAGUAGCAAUAGCUGAGCCAGGAAGCACCACCUAGUUCAUCCAUCUGCUGCCCAUUCAUUUUCUCCAGCUGCUUUCCAAUUUGGUGCAAUUGCAACACCAAAAAAUCCACUGGAAGGAGUUGGGGAAGGGAUUCCACCAUCACUCUUCUCCCUGCUCUGCCAGGUACCAGCUCAGUCUCUGAGAUCCUGUGAUCUCAGUCUGAUCCAGGCUCACUGGCCAGGGCUUUCAUCCUUCAUGUGAGCUUGGCUUUCCUAAAUUGGGAAGAAUCCCCUCCAGACUGCCCCAAUCCUGUUUCCCUUGAUUCCUUCCUGCUGAGUAAUUUUGACCCUGGCAACACCAUCCUGUUGUAGGAUUUUUAGAUUCCUACACCAGAGAACAAUACUUUUCAAAGCUGUCUUCAUCCUGAGAUGAGCCAAAUGUUCUCCCUCCUCUCCUAACAACUCUAAUGUCUGCUUCCUUCUCCCCCUUCACCCCACCUCUUCCUCCUCCUCCUUCUCAUGCAAGCUACCAGGCUGUGCCAGUCAAAAAGAGGCAGUCGGGCUUUUCUAGUGCCAUCAGAGGCAUGUGGCUCACCCAAUGGGGGAAAGACUCGAAACACUAGAGUUAGUUAGAACUAACAGGGAGAUCAUCUAGCCUAGGGUAGGCUUAACAGCUUUGAUUGAGGGCCACAAGAUCAUCAAGAUCUGAAGUUUUAUAGAAAGAACUUUUUGUUCCAUUGACCUGGGGCUGGAUAUUUCCAGAAAAUAAUUGGGGCAGAGAAGGCGGAGGAAGACAGGAGUGGAUGUUUGUUGGGAUGCCAACAGUGCUGCUGCCAUGAUGUCUGUAGCUGAAAUCUUCCCUGACCUGUUCCUCUCUGCUUGAGAAGAAUCCAUCUGCCCCUACCCUGAUGGCUGGACUGGAAACUAUGUGGUUUCAAGAAAGAAAGGUUUCACCAAGGGAAUUUUUAAGGCUUCUUUCAGGCCUUUGUGGGACAUUUAUCCAGCCACAAAUAAGCCUCUCCCUUACUCCAAGAGUUGAAUAAUGAUGUAGCAUAUAGGUCUAGCUUCCCUGCUGAAGAACCUUUCAGCAGUUGGUAUACAAUCACACUGGUCACUUUCUCCAAAUUAAACAGCACCAGAUUCUAAGGAUAAGGGUAAGGGAGAUAUAUGUACUCUUCCUAAAAUACAUACUUUGUCCAUUCCUUUUGUGCUUCUGCCUGAGGACCUUGAUGAUACAAGACAGCUAUUAAAUGGGGGAGUGCAUCAAAUAUUGGACUUGGAAUCAGAAAUUCCUGAAUUUGAAUCCUAUCUCAAAUAAUUAGUUGUGUGACUCAGCAAAUCACAAACUCUGCCUCAGUUUUUUCAUCUGUAAAAUGAGGAUAAUAAUAGCACUUACGUCCCAGAAUUGUUAUAAGCAUCAAAUGAGUUCUGUUCUUUAAAAUGUAGUUUUGCAACCUUAAAGCACUAUAUAAAUGCUAUUAUAUAGAUACUAGCUAUAUCCCAUUUCCUUAGCAUAUUAAGAACUGAACAUUUCCUCAUUCAAGAUCUGUUUUAGGAAGUAGUUAUGGAGAUGGGGCCUAGGGAAAACUGGGCACUGUAGAGCAGAAGCUGCAGGGAUUCUUCUUAGUUUUACACACUUAGGGUUUGUUCUGCAUCUCUGAUGACCCAAUAACCUUUAACAAAAAAAGUAUUUGUUGUAUAGGAUGGCUCUGAGGGAGAGCUAUGGUGAUGUUUAAAAAACAAAUUACAUCAAUAAAAACUUUUUAAUAAGGAAAUCUUUGUGUCAACUUUUUCUGGUAAGGCUUUGAUAUCUAAAAUAUAUAUUGAAUAUUAGACAAUAUGUAACAUACAUAUUAUAUAUUCAAAAUUCAUUCCCUAAUAGCUACGUAACCAAAUUCCCAAAAGUUCUUAUAUUAACAACCAUAUGGAAGGAUGCUCCAAAUAUUACAGGAGAAACAAAUCAAAACAACCUUAUUGCCCUCAUGCUCUGCAAAUUGGCAAAGAUGUUAAAGAAUGGGAAUGAUAAAUGUUGGAGGGGUUAUACCAUGUUAUUAGAGUUAUAAAUCAGUGACCAUUUUGAAAGGCAAUUUGGAAUUAUGCCAGUAAAGGGACUAAAAGUAUACAGAGAUUCCACUACUAGGCUUAAAUUCCACAAAGGCCACGGAUAAGAAAAUUCCCAUCCACACCAAAAUAUAGCAACACUUUUUUUGGUAGUAAAAAAUUGGAAACAAUUGGAUGCCCAUCAAUUAAGCAAUUGCCAAUCAAUGGUAGUAUAUACAUCUAAUAAACUAUUAUUGUGCUGUAAUAAAUUAUAAAUAUCAAGGAGCAUGAAAAAAUCUAUAGGAACCGAUGCUGGUAAAGUGUGUGUGUGGGGGGGGCAAUAAAAUGUAAAGGAGAAAAUGACCACCAAAAAAAACUGAGUGAAUGUUGCAAAACUAAAAACAAAAACAAGAAUGUCUCAAAAGAUAUAGGAAAAUAUCCCUAUGCCAAUGGAUGGAACUGGUGGAGGAGGGGAAGUUGAAGGGAUAUUGGGAAAUUUGUUGAUAUUAAAACAUGAAUAAAAAUGAUUUAUUUAAACUCACCUUCUAAGUAUAAAUUCUAAGACAAGAGCAGCAAAGGUGAGACAAUUAGGAGUAAGUGACUUGUCCAGGAUGACACAGUUAGAAAGUACAAAGUUGGGGGCAGCUGGGUAGCUCAGUGGAUUGAGAGCCAGCUCUAGAGAUGGGAGGUCCUAGGUUCAAAUCUGGCCUCAAACACUUCCCAGUUGUGUGACCCUGGGCAAGUCACUUGACCCCCAUUGCCACUCUUCUGCCUUGGAGCCAAUACACAGUAUUGACUCCAAGAUGGAAGGUAAGGGUUUAAAAAAAAAAAGUACAAAGUUUUAUUUUUAAAAUCAAAAUAUUAAAGCCAUCUUUAAGAUU